Molecule: messenger RNA, 495 nt
Organism: Cooperia oncophora
Lineage: Eukaryota; Metazoa; Nematoda; Chromadorea; Rhabditida; Trichostrongylidae
Source: the annotation of a GenBank genome assembly
AUGUGGCCCAUUGAAAACAAGGUGCCACUGUCAACAGCCGGUCUAAUGGACGUCAUCAAGAUGGCCCGAAGUUGGCGACGACGAGCUCCGGAUCGGCCUGAAAGCAAGCCUACGAUAGUGAUGUCACACAAUGGAGUGUCCCGGGUCGGGGUAUAUAUUGGAGCUAAUAUAUGUAUCGACCAAAUGGACACGGAUCACGAAGUUGAUGUGUUUCAUGCGGUGAAAAUGAUGCGGAUUAAUCGACCACAACUGAUCGAUAUGAAGGAUGAAUACAAGUACCUAUAUGACUUGAUGCUGCACUGGUAUAUGACGAAUCCGGAGUAUCGUGUCCACGACAAGGACAUCUCUGACGAUGAAGGCGGUGGUGGCUUUGGUGGCGGCACCGGCUCAAAGCAGUCCUCACAGCGGCAGUCACUUCGCGACAAGGAUCGCUUUCUGCGAGGGCAGAAUUCGAUCCGGAAAUCCGAAACCCGCAGCAAAAAUCCGGACAAAUAA